Gongylonema pulchrum is the source of this 903-nucleotide messenger RNA. The record is from the annotation of a GenBank genome assembly. Lineage: Eukaryota; Metazoa; Nematoda; Chromadorea; Rhabditida; Gongylonematidae.
AUGUUUCGGUCCAUUAAGUCAUAUACAUUCUUACCAUUACCACAACUGAACCUCAAGGUGUAUGGUUCGCCGAAAAGUUUUCGCACACAGAAAAUUCUGAUUGCAGCCAAAAUUGCAAACAAAGAUGUGAAUGUAGUGGACCAGAAACCGCCGCACAAUAAAUUUCCGCUUGGCAUAAAGGUGUAUGGUUCGCCAAAAAGUUUUCGUACACAGAAAAUUCUGAUCGCAGCCAAAAUCGCAAACAAAGAUGUGAGUGUUGUGGACCAGAAACCGCCGCACAAUAAAUUCCCGCUUGGCAUAACUCCUGCAUUGGAAGACAAAAAUGUGACUCUUUUUGGCAGCGAUGCAAUUAUGCUCCAUCUGGCAGGCGAAUCAAUGAAAACAGCAAAUUGCGCUGAAGUUUUGCAAUGGUUGCAAUGGUCCGAAGGACAAUUACUUCCCAAUGUACUCGGUUAUGUGCUUCCAAGCGUUUCGGCUGCCUCUGUUGACAAUCAGUUAUUGGAAGCAUCCCGAACAGAACUGUUCGAUCAGCUGAAAAAUCUAAAUGGACUACUGUUAACAAAAACUUUUCUUGUCGGAGAGCGGAUGUCACUUGCAGAUAUCUCUGUGGCCAUGGAUUUGCUACCAGCUUACCAGUAUGUUCUGGAUGAAAAAGCACGGACGCCACUUGUUAAUCUCAAUCGGUGGUUCAAAACCAUAAUCAAUCAGCCAGCUGUCAAGGAGGAUAAUGUUUCAGAGACGAAACCAAAAGAACACCAUGCGAAACAAAAGGAGCCCGCUCACAAAGAAGAUAAAAAGGGAAAAGCAAACGAAGUGGCUGAAGAUGUGCCCGAUGCUACUGAUGAAGUGCUAGCCCAAGAACCGAAAGCAGUUGACCCGUUCGCAUCUAUGCCAAAAGGGUAA